AAGUAGAGUUGUGUUUCUUUCAGUACUCGAGGCACAAGCGAGAGACUUUGCAGCGACCAAUCAAAUGAGUUCCGGGGAGCGCGGGUCGUGGUAAUCCCUGCCCUGCGCUCGGGUUUCUAAACUCGCUCCAGGAAGAUCUUGUCUUGACCCGAGCUCUACAAAGCGGAGAGGAAGCAGGACCUGACGCAAGCUCCAGGCAUCUUUUCUUUGAACUGUUUUGUGGCCGAGGGCAACGACUGUUUACGACCCACUCUCCCCUUAGAAACAGCUGUUGCCAUGUAAUCAGGGAAACAUCGGACGCAAGCAAGUUUGCUGGUUGGUGUCUUGGACUCUUCCAAACCUUACCUGUGUUUUCCAGAAAGUCCCACAAUGCUCUGCACACCAGCACCCCAAGAGAGUGUCUUCAAUAUCCGUCCAUGCACUAAGCUCAAGCUGCUGACACGGCAGCUCAUCAGCCGGCACCGAUGGGACUCCACAGCGUGUUCACCGACAACAGGUGGUGGCUGAGGUGAGGCGAGGCGUGUGAAACUAUGUGGCUUCUCUGCUCCUGCCUGGCUCUGCUGGCCCUCAGCUUCAGAUCAUGUGACACGCUGGCAUCAGAACAAGAUGUACAGUGCCCAUCCUUACAAGUGGAUGAAUGGAAGUUUCCUCAUUCAUCCGGGGACAACAUCACAGGUUUCAAUUUGAUUAGGCGGUUCUCCCUACUCAAGAAUCCAGACGUCAAAAAGAUCCGCAACCCUCGCGGACCCAUCAUCCUCCGCCUGGGCAAGACCCCCCUCCUACGCCCUACUGACGAGAUCUUUCCUGAUGGUCUUCCUGAGGAGUUCACGCUCAUAUUCACCUUGGCGUUAAAGAAAGCUGCCCUGAGGGACACCACCUACCUAAUUCAGAUAUCUGAUGACCAGGGAUACCCACAGCUCUCUGUAGACCUAAAUGGCCCAGAAGGCACCCUGUCAUUGAGAGCCAGAGGGGAAGACCCUGCAGCUGACCCGCUGAGCUGCGUUUUCACCAACGAGGGCGUGGAGUCUCUGAUGGAUCUACGCUGGCACAAGGUGGCCCUCAGUGUGCAGCGAGAAUCUGCCUCCCUUCACGUGGAUUGCAGCUCCACCGAGACGAAAGCCCUGGAGCCUCGCAGGAGAUUGAGCACCGAUGGACAUACUCUUCUGGGAAUUAGAGCUUCAGACGCCGGGCCUGCACUGAUGGACAUUCAGCAGGUGAUGCUGUAUUGCGAUCCAUCCCUGGCCAGUCUGGAAGCCUGCUGUGAGAUACCAGGAGCUCGGUGUCCACCAGAUGCCUCCAAGAGCCGACGGGCUGCAGAGAAUGACUUGUCGGAAAACUCUUUUAACCAGGAAUUCUUCUCAUCCAAGGAUCUGGCUGAAAAAGUCUUAACUCUUGCAAGAGUUUCUGGGCUCAAAGGAGAAAAAGGCGACCGGGGUGAUGGCUGUUCUGGCACGGAUUCAGGCCCAUGUACGGAAGGACCCAAGGGCCAGAAGGGAGAGAGAGGAGAGACGGUGCUGCCUGCCAACUGGGGCGAAGCAGCUCACUUUCAGGGAGUAAAAGGCCAGAAGGGAGAGAUCGGGCCGCAGGGCCUUACAGGCACUCCAGGGUUGAACGGUCGAGCAGGCACCAUCUGCGUAGUCGGCCCCAAGGGACAGAAGGGCGUCUCCGGUUUAGUGGGUCCUGAAGGCUUGGCUGGGGAGCCAGGGAUGCCCGGACGUCCUGGCCUACCCGGGAUUGGAAAGCCAGGUCCACCAGGCCUUCCUGGUGAGCCUGGGGGUGCAAAAGGAGACAAGGGGGACAUUGGACCUGCAGGAGAUGGAUUUCCCGGAGAUCCAGGACCGAGAGGACCAGCAGGGCCGAAAGGAGCAAAGGGUGACCCAUGCGAAGUGUGCCCCUCGCUGCCAGCUGAUAUCGGCAACAACGUAGCUCUGCAGGGUAUGCUGGGCCAGAAAGGAGAGCCCGGGUUACCAGGCAUUGGAGAUAGAGGACCACCUGGACUUAGAGGCACGGAUGGCAAGGCCGGACAGAAGGGACAACCUGGAUCAGAUGGCACGAAAGGCGAAAAGGGUGACUCCUGCUCUGCGUGCCCCACCCUGGGAGAGUUACCCCCAAACCUGGUCCCAGGUGUCCUGAGUCAAACCCUACAGGUGAAGGGUCAAAAAGGAGAAGCCGGCUUUGGAGUUAAAGGAGAGCAGGGAGAGGCAGGAAAUGUAGGACCACCUGGCCCAAGUGGGGAGAAGGGUAAUGCAGGGCGAAGAGGAGCUGAUGGUAAACUGGGGAAACUUGGGCCGAGAGGAUCUGCUGGAAAGAAAGGAGAGACAGGCGAAAAGGGAGAGACAGGACUUCCUGGUCUCAGUCUUCCUGGCCAAAAAGGAGAACGAGGCGAGUGUGGUGUGUGCCAACCAUACGAGGUUGGCAGCGGACCGGCCAGCAUUAAAAUACCCGAGGGCUCCCGAGGCAACCCGGGCGAGCCAGGCCCUCCGGGUUCCCCUGGACCUCCCGGGCUCGGGGCGGAUGGCAUACAGGGCCUCCCAGGUUUUGAUGGAGAGAAAGGAGAUAAGGGUGACCAAGGAGACCAAGGAGAUAAGGGCGUUAAUGGCGCUCCUGGAGUCCCAGGACUGCCUGGAGAGUCUGGAAGAGAUGGACCAAUAGGCUUAAAGGGAGAGAAGGGCGAUGCUUGUACCAGCUGUUCGUCUCUGGGCACUGCAGCGGGUGACGGUCUAGCUGUGCCCGGGCCAAAGGGGGAGAGAGGAGAGCCCGGCCCCCAAGGACAAGGGAAGGCAGGCAGAAAUGGUAAACCAGGAUUACCAGGUCCACAGGGGCCUCCUGGUAUCAAAGGGAGCAAGGGAGAAUCUGGACCUGCAGGUGUUGGCCUUCCUGGUCUUCAAGGUGUUGAGGGACCAAGAGGACUUCCGGGUCUUGUUGGACCUUCUGGUUCAAUAGGAUUACCAGGCCCUGCUGGUCCACCCGGGGAACAGGGCACGAGCGGGGCCGUGGGACCUCCAGGGCCGCAGGGGCCAAUGGGCAUCGGCAUAACCGGGCCCCCAGGUAGAGACGGAGCCCCCGGCUCUCAUGGGUUGCCAGGAGCUGAUGGAAGACAUGGAGUUGAUGGACCUAAGGGGGACAAGGGCGACGCUGGAGAGUGCAACUGCAUAAUGCCAAUGCACACAGGCGUAGGUGGACCAGGAGCUCCAGGAGCUGUAAUAAGCCCAUGGCAGCCUGGGCCUCAGGGACCUGCAGGACCUCCAGGCCCCCCUGGUCCACCAGGUCCUCAAGGUUUCGAUGGAGAGCAAGGGCCACAGGGUGUCGCUGGAAACGAUGGGAAACCGGGUUUGCCAAGAUUCAAAGCUGACCUGCAGAUGCUGCCUCAGGAUGCCUCUGAAGAAGAUAAGACAUGUGUCGGGGACUGUUCUCAAGGGAUGCCAGGGGUUCCAGGUACGGCAGGAGCCAAAGGAGAAAAGGGAGACCAGGGCAAGCCUGGUGUCACCCCCGUGGAAAACUGUGACAGUUGUGCGGAAAAACUGCAGGCAACACAAGCAAGGGAUGACUGUAGCUGCACGGGACAACCUGGAGUUCCGGGAGUACCUGGAUCCCAGGGAACACGUGGGGAGCCUGGCAUACCAGGAGAGAGAGGACAUGCUGGAGUUCCAGGAAUCAUGGGACCACCAGGUUUCCAAGGACCCCAAGGCCCACCCGGUUCAUCUGGUCAGCCAGGUGAGCAAGGGCCAUCAGGACCAGCUGGACUCAAGGGUGAACAGGGCCCUUCAGGGACUCCUGGGUAUCCAGGUUCCAUGGGGCCUCCUGGAAUGCCUGGAUUGAAGGCUGAGCGUGGGAGCCCAGGAGCCGCCGGUGAGAAAGGAGAAGCGGGUCCUGCUGGUCUCCCCGGGUACCAAGGACAGGCGGGCGCAGCAGGAGGUAAAGGAGACACUGGACCAGCAGGACCUGAUGGACCAAAGGGAGAUCAGGGCUUUCAAGGACAACCAGGAUUCCCAGGACCACCGGGUGCACCAGGUCUCGCUGGCAAACCAGGACGGGAAGGACUCCCAGGGCUCAAGGGUGAAAAGGGCAAUGGUGGUAGCCAAGGUUCUCAAGGACCAACAGGACCUUCAGGCUCGCCGGGCUCCCCAGGACUGAUGGGUCCUCCCGGUAUAGAAGGAAUAGAUGGCAAAGACGGAAAGCCAGGACUUCGGGGAGAGGCGGGUCCCCCAGGUCCUGUGGGUCCACGAGGAAUCCCAGGAUUUAAAGGCAAAACGGGCCACACCGGCUUCCCAGGACAGAAGGGCGAUGUCGGACCUUCAGGCCCACCUGGAUCACCUGGUAGACCAGGACAUGAGGGGGAUACCGGAACACCAGGAGCCCUGGGACGACCCGGACCAUCUGGCCACGUCGGUUCACCGGGUCCAGCCGGACCCCCAGGACCUCCUGGUCCGUCGGGAGUGGGUGUAAAGGGAGACAAAGGUCAGGCAGGAGAGAGAGGUCUGCCAGGAAUGUCUGGUGCCCCAGGCACACCUGGUCACCCAGGACUUAUGGGGGAGCCAGGCAAUGACGGUUCUCCUGGUAAAGAUGGGUUGGUAGGCCUGCCAGGGGGGAACGGGCAGACAGGCCAAAAGGGUGAGGCAGGGGCUACGGGUCAAAGAGGACCAGCAGGGGAGAGAGGCAGACCGGGGCCCCCUGGUGGAGGUUUAGGAUAUCACUCCAAGGACGCACAACCCAUGAUCGGCCCGGUCGGACCCAGAGGCGAGAGAGGAAGCCCUGGCUCAGACGGUCAACCCGGACCACCUGGCUCUCCCGGGAUGCCAGGAAAUGAAGCCGUGGUCAAUUAUGACGAAGUCAAGAAUUUCAUCCGUCAGCAGGUCAUCAAAAUAUUUGAUGAGAGAAUGGCCUACUACAUGUCUCGCAUGCAGACGCCUGUAGAAAUGGUGGCAUCUCCCGGUCGGCCCGGACCUCCAGGGAAAGACGGCACUCCGGGUAAUCCCGGAGCGCCCGGCGCACCUGGAAUCCCCGGGCAUAUCGGUCGUCAAGGACGGUCCGGACCCCAAGGACCAGCUGGGUCGAGAGGACCGGCGGGGCCUAAGGGAGAUAAAGGGAUGGGGGAGAUGGGAGACACGGGACCACCAGGAGCACCAGGUGUCCCGGGUCCCCCAGGCUACGGUAAAAUGGGACCGCCGGGUUCGGUGGGCCAGCAGGGAGUCCCCGGAAUCCCAGGCCCGCCCGGACAGGCCGGCUCCAAGGGACACGACGGCCGCUGUAACCCUUCGGACUGCAUGAGCCGCCAAGUAGAAUACAACCAGAAGGGCCCGUCUGUCAAGGGCCCCUGGUAGAUGAGAGGCAGGCAAGGAGCAGAGGUAGGGGGGACUAAAGAGGGUGGCGAGCUAAAGACACAAAGGGCCUGAUCUACUAAAAUAACGGAUUAUGAGUGAUCUACUAAGACUGCGUGCAAAAGUGGUGCAGACCGUCACAUUUAAAUGUGGAUUUACUGUUUUGUUAUGUUGUGAAACAUGCAGCACACAUAUUCUGCAACACUUUUCUGCGAUAUGGAAGCGGGUGGGAGGCGUGGCUCGGUUGGUGGAACGGCCGUGGCAGCAACCUGAGGAGUUCCCAGUUCGAUCCCCGGCUUGUGCCCUUGAGCGAGACACUUCACCCUUGCUCCUGAUCAUGGUUAGGGCCAUUUUAGCUUCAUUCAAGUACAUAUUUGAAAACCCUUCUACAGGGACGGUUCAGUAAGUAUGAAUUGUUUUAGUUAUAUUGUAAAACUUACAAACAUGGCUUGGACUGAUUAAUGAAGAAUCCAUACACCACCAGUGUGUGAAUGGGUGAAUGUGGAAAUAGUGUCAAAGGUAGAAAAGCGCUACACAAGUAUAACCCAUUUGACCAUGUUUUAGCACGCCGUAGGUACGCUCACCAUUACAGCACCGACAAUACUGUCAAUGCUGUAAUGAUCCAGUUGCAAGAAAAUGUAUGCCUCAACAAGUUUCUAAGAAUAAUUUAUCUCCAAAAGGAAUGUCUGAACAUGCUUGACCUCAAAGACGAUCCUAUCCAAAAUGUUUUAGAGCAAAAAGUAAACAAAAUAACAUUUUAAUAAAGUUAUCUCACUAAAUAUAUAAUUUACGAGUAAUGUUGUAAUGUUACAUGUGUGGUAUUGAAUGUUGCAUACAUUCUUCUUAGCCAAAUAAAGUGUUUAGUGCACAAUAAGUCAACAACAUCAAAAACUAUUGGCUUCCAUUUAAAUCGCCCUCAAAGCCUUCCUGUAUCUAAUACAUAUUCCUUAAGUUGGUAAACAAUAACAAAAAGCACCCACAACUUAUUUUGUUGAAUAAUAAGUACCAAAUAAAGAGAAUAUCGAUCUAAUUGCAUUUUGUACUGUUCAUAUACUGAUGCCAUACUAGGUAUCGAUGGUAUCAGUCUGGAUAAAUCACACUGCGAGCGCUAAAUGAUUGUAUUUGCAUCUAGUAUUGUGGGUGUUGUCAUAAUCAGCAUACAUUCGGCAGGUCAAAUGCUAUUUUGCUCACUUAAGAGACACAAUCCUCUGCACACGAGCAUCAAGUUUGCACGUUCAAAUAAAAAGCUUUAGUAGAUCAGGCCCAAAUUUCCUUUGUUGUUUAAAAACACUUUUAUUUUAGCGUCCCUCACCUCACGCCUCCACGCCCCGCACAUCAGAAGUAUAUUUUUUAUUGCAUCAUUCUUUUUUUCCCCUUCUAUAAAUUCCAUUUCCAUGCUUUGUUGUUCUGCUCCCGCACCCCACUCCUGUCUCCUGGAGGUGAAAUGGCGCACAAUGUUUUCAUUUUUCAAUUGUCUUUAUCAAGUUAAGGAAGCAGAAAGUCCCUUCAGCACUUUGUUGGCCUGUCUGAGAUCUUUCACUUCCUCUUUCCUCUCAAAACACCCCAAUGCAUCUACAAUAACGCAGUGCUUAUAAGUGAUUUGUAUAUAUUUGUAUUUAUAUAUAGCAGCGUUUUACAUAUUGUUUUUACUAUCCACUCAGAAAGAUUCAUGCUAAGAGGAAAGCUGAAUUAAGUUUUGUAACUUUUUUUGGACAUACUUUAAGCAGGCGCUGAAAUUAAAGCCUUUAAAUUCACACCAAAUGAUCCCCAUUGUUGCCUUAAUGAACUCUUAUGUUAUCAGAAACUACUUUUAAAGGGGCUGUAAAAUGUUACUCUUUUCCAUAAACUCACCAUACUUCUGUGUAUAUGUUGUUUAAGGUCAUUGCUGUGCAACCCGCCAUGUUUCUGCCAUAUGUUGUUAUAUGAGGGAAAGAAAGAACUUUGAAUGCAAAUGUUUGUGGGUUUUUAUUGCAACAUGCAUCACGUGUGGUGUGCACGCUUUAACCUCUUAAGGCCCAAGCUGUUUGUUUACAGGCUUUUUUUUAUUUCUCUGUGCUAUUUGUGCUUAU
Messenger RNA from Nerophis lumbriciformis (worm pipefish), 7387 nucleotides. The record is from RefSeq and is a predicted model, not a curated record. NCBI's taxonomy places the organism in Eukaryota, Metazoa, Chordata, Actinopteri, Syngnathiformes, Syngnathidae.